Bacidia gigantensis is the source of this 1284-nucleotide messenger RNA. RefSeq lists its product as uncharacterized. The record is from RefSeq and is a predicted model, not a curated record. Gene Ontology annotation, molecular function: monoatomic cation transmembrane transporter activity. Gene Ontology annotation, cellular component: membrane. Bases 1 to 1284 code for a protein of 427 amino acids. Lineage: Eukaryota; Fungi; Ascomycota; Lecanoromycetes; Lecanorales; Ramalinaceae. Gene Ontology annotation, biological process: transmembrane transport; monoatomic cation transport. The transcript is spliced from 2 exons.
AUGCCUUGGAAAUCUCAACGGCGGGAUCACGGCGGCCACAGUCACGCUCACUCCCACUCCCACAAACACGACAAUACCUACUUGACCUCAAAGAACAAGAAGGAUGCUGGCGUCCGCAUCACGCGAAUUGGCCUAUAUGUGAACGUAUUCAUGGCCUUUGGGAAAGCUACGGGUGGCUACUUCCUCAACUCACAGUCACUCCUCGCAGACGCCGCCCACUCGUUUACAGAUCUUGUGUCGGACAUACUCACGCUUGGUACCGUUGCCUUUGCUCUCAGACCUCCAACAGAGCGAUUCCCGUCUGGGUAUGGCAAGGUCGAGAGUUUAGGUAGCUUGGGCGUUAGCACACUCCUGCUUGCUGGUGGCAUGGGAUUGGGAUGGCACAGUGUAGAAAUGCUUUACAGCAUGUUGUCUCCGGCAAUUGAAACAAUAGGCUCUGCCGCAGAACAUGCUGGCCACGCACAUGAACAUGGACAUAGUCAUGGAGGGGGCAGCAUAUUUGGCCAUAGCCAUAGUCACAACCCGGCCGAUAUGGGUAUACCAAACAUCCAUGCAGCGUGGAUAGCUGGCGGCAGCAUUCUCGUCAAGGAAUACUUAUAUCGUGCAACAAUCAAAAUAGCUAGAGAACGGAAGUCGUCUGUAUUAGCGUCCAAUGCUGUCCAUCACCGCAUAGAUUCUCUCACCAGCAUCGUUGCCCUGACAGCAAUCCUCGCAUCUAAUAUUCUCUCCUCGGUGGCCUGGCUGGACCCCGUUGGCGGUCUUCUAGUAUCCUUGAUGGUCAUCAAAGCUGGAUGGACGAAUGUUGGUAACGCUGUCCGUGAGCUAGCGGAUAUAAACAUCGACGCCGAUACCAGAAACUCGGUCUCCGGGGCGGCUCGUAAAGCUCUCUCGUCCGAGUCAUCCACAUCUGGCUUGCAAUUAGAAAACAUCGAAGUACGGGAAGUUUCAGGGAUCAAAGCCGGCCAAAAUUACCUGGUAGAGCUGAAGCUAGGCGUACCUGAAACGAUGACUGUCAAAGACACCCGACCGGUUGAGGACUUAGUGCGACGAGGCAUCGGAGCCAAAGUCAGGGGAAUCAGGCGGGUGAAGGUUAAGUUUGAGGCCAACACCGAAGCAAGUUCCAAUCCAAUGAACGAAUUAAUUUCUACAGAUCUCAGUCCAAAGAGCAGCCCUGAGCCAGAGGAACAUGACCACGAUCACAGCCAUGGUCACGUGAAUGAUCAUGCAAAUGGACAGGUUCACAGCCAGGGCACAGGUGAGCCGGAGUUAACGAAGAGACGAUAG